AUUCUCUCCGGUCUCCACCACAUAUGAUAAAAUCCAUUGUGUUAGCGGAAGAACUCUGACUGACCUACUUCCGUAUAUUCGCCGGCGCAAAAUCUCACCCCCUAGAGUCUUCUUACCAACCAUAAAAUAGCGAAAAUGAAUUAGAGAAAGAAAAACCCAACUCGAGUUUGGAUUUUAUUCAUUCUUCCUAUCCCUUUUCUUUUUGCUCGGCUCUUCCCAUCCAUUUACAGGAUCGCGUCUGCUUGAUAUUAAUCAGACCAAAAAAUCUCUGGGUUUCGUCCAUUAAUGAUUAAACAGAGUCUGCAAAUCCGUUAUCACUCAGGGUUGUAUCUCCUCAGACGGUCAAGCCCAUCCAGGAAAUUCGUUCGCAGUAGGACGACAUCUAAAUCCGGCUAGGAAUUCCGGGUUCCUUUCUGAUUAGGUUUUUCGAGGAGACCCAGCAACCAAGACUUGAGAUUACCGUUUUCCUUAAGGAGGAAUAGAUAUGAAUUUCAGAAGCUUGGAAGAGUUCUGGCCCUUCUAUGUCAACCAACACUCGAAACCAUCGACGAGGCGUUGGCAUUUUAUUGGCACGCUUACGGCUCUUCUCUUCUUGAUUUGCUCAAUCCUCUUCAACUGGUGGUUUCUGUUCUUUGUGCCAUUCUUUGGCUAUGGCUUUGCUUGGUAUAGCCAUUUCUUCGUCGAGGGUAACCUUCCGGCGACAUUCGGGCAUCCCUUUUGGUCUCUUUUAUGCGAUUUCAAGAUGUUUGGGUUGAUGCUCACCGGGCAGAUGGACAGGGAGAUCAAGAGGCUUGGAAAGAGGCCGGUAUUGCAGGCCUUUUGAUCCUCUUGUUGUGUGGGUAAGAGAUCCUUCAACCGAUUGUUUCAAAUACUCUUUUGCUAUUUUGUAUCCGGGAAUGCUUUUAGCUGUAUUAGAACUCUAUAUUGGUUCAGGUUUCCUUCUUUUCCAGAUGACUUUGUAUUCUUGUAUAUGUUGGAUGUGUAGUACUAAGCUUAAGCUACAUGACAGAAUGUACAGACUAUUUAGUACAAUUAUUCUGGGUCAGAUUUAUUCCCUUUUAGAACGUUUGUUUUAAUUUGUUCAGAAUUGUGGUUGUAGCCUGUUGCAUCACGGUUACUGCAAACUUUUUAUAUAUGGACAUGUGUUUGCUGGAUUGGAGGAAAAUCAAAUCAAGUGAUUAGAUAAUGUUGAAGUUGGUUCUUUGCCCUUGUGUUAUGAACCAAGUUGCACUUAAGUCCUUCAUGCCAAAUUCAGGAUGUCUAUUGCUUGUUUUUAAUUUUGUAUUUGAACUUUUUUUUUUUCCUUCUUGUAUGCUUUUGUAGUUUUAGGUGGACAUUUAUAUUAUCACAAUCAAGGCAAUUCUAGACAAAGGUGGGCUUUAUAUGUAUUAUUAUUGUUUUUGUCUUUCUGGGUUCAGUAUUCUGUUGGGAAUUGUUCUGGUUAUAAACCAGGUUGCUGUAUAAACUUAAAGGUUAACUUUUUAAUUUAUGAAAAUGGUAGUAGAACUGCUUUUAUAACUUA
Molecule: messenger RNA, 1522 nt
Organism: Nelumbo nucifera (sacred lotus)
Lineage: Eukaryota; Viridiplantae; Streptophyta; Magnoliopsida; Proteales; Nelumbonaceae
Source: RefSeq, a predicted model, not a curated record